AUUGCUUAUUAUAAAUACAAACUCCCUCUUUUCAUGAUUACUGGACCGGUUUGUUUGUUGAAUGACCUGGUGUUAGAACUGCAGCAGCAGUCUUUUUAUAUUUCAUAUUAUUUCUGAUUAACUUCCAUCCAAACAUGACACAACGGAUCGCUUUGGUAACUGGAGGAAAUAAAGGAAUUGGUUUUGCAAUUGUGAGGGCGCUUUGCAAAGAACUAAAGGAUGGUAUCGUGUACCUGACUGCAAGAAAUGAAGAACGAGGUAAAGCUGCUGUAGAAGAACUUAAAAAGGAAGGUCUGCAACCUCGCUUCCAUCAACUAGACAUUGAUUCGCUGGAGAGCAUCGACAGACUGAAGGAGUUUCUGAAAUCCACUCACGGUGGCCUGGAUAUACUGGUCAAUAAUGCAGGAAUAGCAUUCAAGCAAAACGAUCCAGCGCCCUUUAAUGUGCAAGCUAAGGUGACCAUAGCAACCAACUACACAGGGACAUUGAAUGUGUGUCAUGCCCUUCUUCCAUUAAUACGGUCCCAUGGAAGAGUUUGCCAUGUUGCAAGUAUGACUGGACCAAUGGCAUUUAACAAGAUGAGUCCAAAACGUCAGCAAACAUUUCGGGACGCAAAGACAGAAGAUGAUGUUAAUAAGCUGAUGGCUGACUUUGUUGAGAGUGCUGAAAAAGGUACAUUAAGUGAGGAAGGUUUUCCACAGAGUGCAUAUGCUGUUUCUAAGGCUGGAGUCAUCACCCUUACAAGAGUACAGGCUUCAGCCAUAAAUGCAGACUCUUCAAGGCAAGAUGUCCUGAUCAACUGUUGCUGUCCAGGAUAUGUUGAUACAGAUUUGUCUAGUCACAAAGGAACCAAGACAGUCGAUGAGGGUGCUGUAACACCCGUUUAUUGUGUCAUGAUACCAAAGAAUUCAAAUGAGACCCAGGGGAAAUAUUUGUCAGAUAAAACUGUUGUUCAGACUUGGUAUCUGUUCAAUUCAUACGCAGACAAUGAAGAUACUCCCAACGCCAAACGAAAAGAUCCAGCGCCCUUUAAUGUACAAGCUAAGGUGACCAUAGCAACCAACUACACAGGGACAUUGCAUGCGUGCCAUGCCUUGAUUCCAUUAAUUCGGUCUCAUGGAAGAGUUUGCCAUGUUGCAAGUAUGUCUGGACCAAUGGCAUUUAACAAGAUGAAUCCAAAACGUCAGCAGACGUUUCGGGACGCAAAGACGGAAGAUGAAGUUAACAAACUGAUGGCUGACUUUGUUGAGAGUGCUGAAAAGGGUACAUUAAGUGAAGAAGGUUGGCCACAGACUGCAUAUGGUGUUUCCAAGGCUGGAGUGGUUACCCUUACAAGAAUCCAGGCUUCAGCCAUAAAUGCAGACUCUUCAAGAAAAGAUGUCUUGAUCAACUGUUGCUGUCCAGGAUAUGUUGAUACAGAUAUGACUAGUCAUAAAGGAACCAAAACAAUCGACGAGGGCGCUGAAACACCUGUUUAUUGUGUCAUGAUACCAAAGAAUUCAACUGGGCCCCAGGGAAAACAUUUGUCUAAUAAAACUGUUGUUCAGACUUGGUAGACUGUAAUUUCUACUACAGUUAUUGAAAUGACAACUGGUUGUUCUGAUUACAUCUUACUGAACUCUGUUUUUCUCAUUACACCUGGUUAUCACACCUUGUUGAAUAUAUUGUAAAGCCCAAUAUUUUCGCGAUUUUACAAUUUGACAUAUAUCCCAACAUUAUAUUUUCACGAUUUUACAAAUUGCAAUUGUUUUUGUGUCUAAUGCCCCCCAGGGUGUAGUAGACACUACGUUGUCAUGCAACAGUUGACUUUUCUAAUUCCGGUGGAGGUCAUUAUGUAGGUGGAUAUCUAAACCACAGACUCUAUAUACAACAGGAUUAAACCAUUAAUUAUUUUCCACAUCAUCGUUUCUAUAGAAUUAGGCAGUAGACACAUGCUCACGCUGGGAGCCUAUUUUUUAACAUGAUUCAGAAACCUGUCAUUAUGUUUUUUUAGCUUUUAUAUAUAUGUUUUCAUCCAUUUUCAAAUAAAUUGAGGCAAAUAAA
Molecule: messenger RNA, 2043 nt
Organism: Anneissia japonica
Lineage: Eukaryota; Metazoa; Echinodermata; Crinoidea; Comatulida; Comatulidae
Product: carbonyl reductase [NADPH] 3-like
Exons: 11
Coding region: 135-1556 (473 amino acids)
Molecular function (GO): carbonyl reductase (NADPH) activity
Source: RefSeq, a predicted model, not a curated record